GGGGCCCCUGUGUCCUUGCCCAAACUCAAAAAAGCUUAUGAAAAAGGUACCAGGGGCAUCUCAUGGGGCCCCCUACUGACCCCGAGCCUUCAGGCAAUAGGGGAUCAUGGGGCCCCUGUGUCCUUGCCCAAAGUCAAAAAAGCCUAUGAAAAAGGUACCGGGGGCAUCUCAUGGGGCCCCCUACUGACCCCAGGCCCUUGGGCAGUGCCCAAGUUUCCAAAUGGUCAGUCUGCCUCUGGCUCAGAGCUACUUCAUCAGGGGAGAAAGAGAGCAUAUGGGCUUGAAUCAGAG
Molecule: messenger RNA, 291 nt
Organism: Staurois parvus
Lineage: Eukaryota; Metazoa; Chordata; Amphibia; Anura; Ranidae
Source: the annotation of a GenBank genome assembly